Plasmopara halstedii is the source of this 1935-nucleotide messenger RNA. RefSeq lists its product as uncharacterized. Lineage: Eukaryota; Oomycota; Peronosporomycetes; Peronosporales; Peronosporaceae. Gene Ontology annotation, cellular component: nucleus. Gene Ontology annotation, molecular function: pseudouridine synthase activity; RNA binding. The transcript has 7 exons. The record is from RefSeq and is a predicted model, not a curated record. Gene Ontology annotation, biological process: pseudouridine synthesis. The coding region runs from base 1 to 1935 and encodes 644 amino acids.
AUGGUCGAUGAAGAGCUCGAUGGUGCCGCGGUUGGUAUUGAAGAUUAUGUCAGUAACCACAAUGGGCGCCUAAGAGUGUAUGGGACAAUCAAAAUGAAGCCUGAGGAUUUUGUGGUGCGCGAGAUAAGUGCGGCAGGCGAAGUGGUGGGAUUUAGCGACAAGGCCGACGAAUUACCAACAGAGAGUGAGCUACAUGCAGUCCUAUGUAAGGUUGAGUCGAUGCAGAAAGAGAAGAAAAAGAGACUGAGAUUCGAGGAGCCUGCAGACGGUUGGCGGGCUGCAUUGAAACGUUUAAUUGGACUGCAAAGCCUGGAAAAAGUUGAGCGUGUGGCUCAAAAUCAGGAAAAUGAGUGUCUUCUACCGUCUCCCAAAGACUUUCGAGACCGCGUAUAUCUUCAAAAUUGUAUCCAGAAUUGCUUUCCGGGACUAGAUUGCCAGAUGCAGAAGCCAUUUCCAUUUGAUGACCAACAAUGCGAGCAACAAAUUUUAGUUGUGGUGGAUUCUGUCUACAAGAGGUUUCGAGAUGGAGGAAUUACGCUACGAAAUUGUGAUCAUCUUCUUUCGUUCCUCCGAAAGGGAUCAGAAGAUCCUGCGGCAAAGGAAGGUAUUGAGCUUGAACACGAAAAUUCGAAGGAAGCUAGAACAGUGUUGCAUCGAUUGAUUGCCAAGAAUUCGGCUUCUUUUAAAACGAAGACAGAAAUGCGGGAUGGUACGCAGCGAUUGGUUGUAUAUUUUUCACCCAAGACCAACAAAAAACGCAAGCGCUCGGAGCCACAUGUAUAUCUUCAAUUUGUUUUACAAAAGUCCAAUGAAGAACAUUUUGCAUGCUUUGAAAAAUUAGCUCGCCAACUUCGCCUUCCGCUUACUGCAUUUACAUAUGCAGGAAUAAAAGAUAAAACGGCAAUCACUUUUCAGCAUGUUGUGGUGCAAGGCGCAGCCCCUGAUCAAUUACUAAGCGUAAUUAAUGAUGAAAGUGGAUCAACGGGUAUGCGCCUUGGAGACUUCAAGUACGUCGAGACCCCGAUGUCUUUAGGAGGAGCAAAUGGAAACAAAUUCUUGAUCGUCAUUCGCAAUCUUUUUUCGAAAGACACAAGCACAAAGGAAAUGGUUCGCUUGUCACUUGAGGAUGCACUUACAAAUGUAAAGCGUCAGGGUUUCAUCAACUAUUUUGGUUUUCAGCGAGUUGGAAUGCCGACGAAUAAAGUGCGUUCUCACCACAUUGGAGAAAAGUUUUUUGCAGGCCAAUGGGAAGAUGCCUUGAGGCUUUUAAUGACUGUUCAGAAAGGUGAUUCCGAUAUUGUUAGGAGAGCAAAGCUCUAUUAUCUUGAGUCGGGUGAUAUUGAUAGUGCGCUGAAGCUUCUACCACCUGAUCUACUGGUUGAACGGCAAUUGCUUAAGGGACUCAAACGCUACGGAGACAACGCAUUUGAACAGGCAAUACAAAGUAUUUCAUUUGCACGUCGUGUGAUGUACAUGCACGCUUACCAAAGCUAUGUCUUUAAUCGAAUGGCGUCAAUUCGACUGCGUCGAUACGGACCCAAGGUAGUUGAAGGUGAUCUGAUUCAAGUUAGUCUCCAGAACAAUAAAGUUGUCAAGACUGUCACCGCGGCUGAAGCUGACACCCUCAAUACAACCCAUGAAAAUGCAAUUUCUUUCGUGCUUCUACCUCUGCCUGGUACCAAUGUGGUGUUCCCUUCCAACGCAACCACGGAAGCGUACAACAAGAUGCUGGAGCAUGAUCGCACAAAAAAUGUGCUGUGUAAGUCGGGGCUAUUAAAAGGAGCGUACAGGUCACUCAUAGCUUACCCACGCGAACUUGAAUGGUCUUGGCAAGAAGAACAAGGCAACACGCUUUCACUGCAGCUUUCGUUUUCACUAAACAGCGGAUCCUUUGCUACCAUGUGCCUACGUGAGAUACUUCACACUGAUAUUUAA